AUGGAAUCAUAUAUAAGGGAAAGUAAAAAACUUACCCUUAAAAGUAAUAAGGGGAAGAAGCUCCUAAGAUAUUUAGAUAUAUCAUUAAAUAAUAAAUCAUUACAUGAUAGUCAUAUAUUAGAACUAGUAAAAAUAUUGAAGAAGAUAAUAAAGAUAGUAUAUAAUACAUACUAUUGUUUAAAUAUUGAUUUAAGUGAAAAUUAUAUAACAUGUGCCGGAUUAAAAACAUUGUUAAAAUAUAUAUUAAAUUAUAAUGAGAAUAUAGGAGUAAAUAUAUUAAAAUUAUAUAAGAAUAGUAUAAAAGAUGAUGGGGCAUUAUUAAUUAAGCAGCUUGUAUAUAUACAGAAAAUUCCUAUGGAAGAGUUACAUUUAUCACAUAAUUUAAUACAAGAUAAUGCAUGCAAAGAAUUAUUAUUAAGUUUUGUUCAGGCAAAAAAGGAUAGUACAUAUGUAUAUCCAAGAUAUGAUAAAUAUCAGAAUCCAUAUAAGCAUGCUCAAAUACCUGUAUGGAUACGUUUAGAAUAUAAUUGUAUUCAUAAUCCUAAAGAUAUAUUAAAAGAAGUAGAAGAUUGUGCAAAGAAAAAACGAGGUUAUAAAAGUAAUUUAAUUGUAUGCUCAGCUUUAAAAAGUGAUAAACGAUGUUGUCCAUAUAAAUGUUUAAAUGCAACCAUUCGAAAUACUCCAAUAAUGCAUGUGUAUAUGUUUAUUCAUCAAAAAGAAAAUAUUGUGAAUGGAAAAAUGAAAGAAGAGAAAACUGAUUUUGUUUCUUUAGAAGAUGGCCUAGAUAAAAAUGAAAAGAGCAACUUGAAUAAUGAUAAGAAUGGUGAUGAGAAUAUGUUAAUAUUAGAUAGUAGUAAACAAGGAAAUAAGAAUAAAUUUAAGAAUGCAAAUGAUGAAGAGGAGGAUGACGAAGAAGAUGAUGAUGAAUUUGAAGAAGAAGAAAUAGAUGUUGAUGAGGAGGAAGAGGAUGAUGAUGAUGAGGAGGAUGAUGAUGAUGAUGAGGAUGACGAUGAUGAUGAUGAAGAGGAUGACGAUGAUGACUAUGAUGACGAUGAAGACGAUGAUGAUGAUGAAGAUGACGAUGAUGAAGAUGAUGAAGAUGAUGAUGACGAUGAUGAUGAUAAUAAUUACAAUUUAAAGGAUAAAAACAAUUUAAAAAGUUUUGAAAAAAAUAAAAAGAUAAAAGGUAAUAAAAAAGGUUCUGAAAAAACAUUUCAUGUAAAUAAAGAGAUGGUUGUUGAUAAUAAUAAUAUUAAUAAGAAUAUAAAUAAUGAGGAGGAUGAAAAAAAUUUUGAUAAAAAGAAAGGUAUGAAUAAGAAAAAGAGGAAAAAGAAGAAGAAGCGUACUAAUAGUUACAAUAAUAAUAAUAAUAAUAAUAGUAAUAAUAAUAAUAAUAUGGUGGGUGAAAGUAAGAAGAAAAAUAAUUUGCCUCAAGAUAAGAAGAAUAGUAGUACAAAUACAUGCACGAAAUUUAUGAAUAAUACUCAUAAUAUAAAUAAAAGUUUUAGUAAUAUAGCAUCUGAUAUAUAUAAUAAGGAUACAAAUAUGAAUUCAUUAUAUAAUAAUGAGAAUAGUUUACCUUUAUAUAUAAUAUUAGAUUGUUCUGCAGUAUUAGAUAUGAAAGAAUUAUGGAAGGACAAGUCUUUUUUACCGUUUAGUUUUCCUGGUUUGUUAUAUUUAUAUAAUAAUAAAUUAUUGAAGGGUAAUACAAUAAAUAAUAAUAGUAAUAAUAGUAAUAAUAAUAGUAAUAAUAAUAAUAAUAAUAAUAAUAAUAAUAGUAAUAGUAAUAGUAAUAGUAAUAGUAAUAAUAAUAAAAUUGGGAAUGACAAUUUUAUUUGUCUGAUGUGUAGUUAUGUUGCCAAUGAACUAAAAAUGGUUUGUCAGAAGAGUGAGAUAAUUAGACAAAAAAUGAUUAACUUGAAAUUAAAUAUUUGGGAUAAACUUUCAGAACUAGGAAUUAUUGAAUUUUUAAGUGUGCCUAAAGAUUUUAAAGAAAAUAAAAAGAACUUUUUAAAUUCUUCUUUUUUAACAGAUGAACAAAUAAAGUUAGCUAAUGAAUAUUAUGACAUAUCUUAUGAAACUUUACAGAUGAUACAAUUUUCUAUUGUAUGGUCAACUUAUAUUUUUAAACUUAGUAAUAAAGAGAUUGUUAUAGAAAAUAAUAAAAAAGAAAUAAAUAAAUCAGAUAUGAAGAAAAGUAAGAAGACCAUCUUUACAGAGGUUUUAUAUUUAACAUCUUCUUCAAAUAUUUAUUCUUUUUUUGAAUAUUUAUAUGAACAAGAUAUUAAUUUUAUAUUACCAUUAUGUGUAACAGUUAAUCAGAUAAAUAAAUAUAUACAAGAAGAACAUAGUUAUAUAAUAGAUAUAUUGAUGAAUAAUUGUAAGCCUGAUAAGUAUAGUAAAUUACAAUUUAAUAAAUUAUUUUUUCAGCAGUUUAUAAAAGAAAAAUAUUCAAAGUAUUUAAAUAAUAAUAAUACAAAGGAAGAAUUAUUAAAUGGAAAGAAGAAACCAAGCAAAAAUAUAAUGAGCAGUACCAAAAAGUUGUCAGGUGAUAUGAUGGAACAUGUAAAUGGAGAAGAACACAAGUUGAAUAACAAUAAAGAUGGUAUAUCACCACAAAAUAAUAUAAAUAAUAUAAAUAAUAUACAUAAUAAUAAUAAUAAUAGUGGAAGUCAAUAUUUAAUUGACAAUAUGUUGAAUAAUUCGAAUGACAUGAAGAAAAAAAAGAAUAGUAAAAAAUUUUCAGCAGUACAUCAGAUGGCUGACAAUAAAUCGCCAUCGCAGCCAAAUCUUCCAAAUAAUAAUAGUAAUAAUAAUAGUUAUGAUAUUUAUGAUAUAAUAUCUGUAAAAUCUUUUUCAAACGACAAUGUAAAUAACCUAUGUAAUGUCGAUAAAAUGAUUAAUGUGCAUAACAAUAUGUUAUCAUCAAAAAACGCUAAAGAAGAUGAAUUAUUGAAGGAACAUAAUUUAUAUAUGAAGAAAGGUAGUGAAGUGGUUGCUAAUAAUCAAUAUUAUAAUUUAGGAGAAUAUAAUAAAUUAAAUAUACAAAUGUUAAAUAUUCAAGAUUUAGAUAUAUUAGAAAAGCGAACAGACAUAAAUGAUAUAUUUAAUAAUAGCAUGUCAGAAACGAAUAAAAGUGCAAACAACAACAAUAAUAAUAAUAAUAAUAAUAAUAAUAUUAAUAUUAAUAAUAAUAAUAAUAAUAAUUUGGGAGUGAAAACCAAUUCUGUAUCUGUUGAAAAUAAUGUAGUUGUUGAUAAUCGAAAUAAUAAGAAAAAAACAGACGGAUUGGAAAAUAUGAUAUAUUGUUCAACCAUUGAAAAUAAAUUGAUGGGUUUAAAUAAUAAUAAAAUGGAAGGUAGUGAUAAUAUAAAUAAUGACAAUAUAAAUAAUGAUAAUAUAAAUAAUGACAACAUAAAUAAUGAAAACAUAAAUAAUGAUAAUAUAAAUAAUAAUAAUAAUGUGGGAGUGGUAAAUAAUAUGGAUUGCGAACUUACUACAGAAGAUGGAAUUUUACAAAAAAAAGGGAUUAAUAAAGAUAAAACAGGAACUCAAACUGAUAAAGUUAGUAUAUAUGAAUUAUUAAUAAAUGCAUUUAAUGGUAAGAAAAAGAAUGUCACAAAAAAUGUAAGUGAUAAAAAUAGAAAUGGAGAGAACGACGAAAGUGUAGGACUAAUAAGUGAAGCAAAUGUUAAUAUGAAUAAUAUGAAUAAUAUGAAUAAUAUGAAUAAUAUGAAUAAUAUUAAUAAUAAUAAUAAUAAUAAUAAUAAUAGUAGUUGUUGUAAGGAUGAUAAAGACGAAUCUAUACUCAUGUCACAAAUAAAAAUGAAGAAUGAACAUUUAAACGAAGAAGAAGAACUUCAGUUGAAAGGUAAAAUAAAUGAUAAGGAUAAUGUAUUAAAUGAAAAAAGGAAAAGUAUGAUGGAAAAAAAAAGUAUUAGUCUUAAUAAAAAUGUUAAUAAUAAUGAUAAUCUUUCCUUUUUGACAAAUCAAAAAGAUGAUAAUAUAAACCAUACAAAUAAUACAAUAAACAAAAUGAGUGUAUUUCAUAAUACCACCAUGAGUAAUAUUCCAUCUGUAAAUAUAAUUCAGAAUGAUGAAGAUAAUAAUGUUCUUCUUCAUGGAAACGAAAAUAUAUUUUUUAAAAAAGGUAGUAGCAUAAUGAAUUUUAUAGAUGCAGAUCAUAAUACAACAAAUGUAAUGAAUAAAAUAGAAAGAAGACUAACAAAUAAUAUGAAGAAUGGUCAUAAUAACAUUAUUUCUGAUGAUAAGGAUGAGGAGCUUAUGCAUGUUGAAAAAUUAAAUAAUGGUGAAUUAGUAUAUAUUGGAAGAAAAAACUUAUUAUCAGAACAGUUAUUAGAUCAACAUAAAAUUCUUGAAUGGAAACAUUCUUUUGAAAAUCAUAAAGUAGAUAUAAUGAAUACCUCUAUGUUAUUAGAGGAGUUGAUAUUAAAUCCUACAGUAUGUAAAUAUAUAUCAGGUGAAUUAUAUAAUAAAAUAUUAAAAUGUUAUGAGAAGUUAGAUUUUAUGAUAACAAAUUUAAAUAAUAUAAAUGAAGAAAUGCAAACAAUGGAAAAUAACAACAAUAAUGUAAAUAAUAUAAAUAAUAUAAAUAAUAUGAAUAAUAUGAAUAAUAUGAAUAAUAUCAAUAAUAUGAAUAAUAUCAAUAAUAUAAAUAAUAUAAAUAAUGACAGGGGUGAUAAUAACCUUGACGAUAUUGUCAAUAAUAAUGUUAAGACAAGUAUAUUAAAAAAUGAUAAUAUGAAAUCCGUAACAUCUGAGAGAAAUAGAAUAAACAGUUCUUUGAAUAAAAAUGAUGUCAAUAUGAUGUAUGAUGAUUUUAAAAAUUAUUGGGACUCACCACUAGGAAAAAAUAAUAACAUGAAUAAUAUGAUGAGUGGUAUAAAUAAUAUCAAUGGUGUAUCUAAUUCGAUGAAUCUGUCAACAAAAGAACUAAUGAAAAGUUUAUCUAACGGUAUACCAUUAAAUCAGAAAAUGAAUAGUUUGACAUCUUCUUUACCCCAUGACUUUUUGUUGAAUAAUAAUAACAUGAUGGGUUCUAUGACAAACAAUAAUAUAAAUAGUAACAAUAAUAAUAUUAAUAGUAACAAUAAUAAUAAUAUAAAUUUGGGUGUGGCAACUUCCUUGAACAAUCCAAAUAUAUUACAGAAUCAUUUAAAUAAUUCCAUGUUAAAAAAUAAUAUGGUUAAUAAAAAUUCUGUACCUAAUUUGGCUAGUCAUUUGAAUAACAACAACAACAAAGGAUCUAAGAGGAAAUCUGCCCUUUCCACAUACAACAAUAAUAUGAAUGAAAGUAAUAACAACUUGAAUGGUAAUAUGAAUUUAAAUUUGAAUAUGAAUAUGAAUUCUGCAAAUAAUUUAAAUAAUCAAAGUGUGAUGAUGAUGUUGAUGAAUGCUCAGAAUAAUUCGGUGGGAUCUAAUGAAUUAAAUUUUAAUAACAAUAAGAAUAAUUCAAUACAAAAGAAAUAUAUUAACAAUAAUAAAAAUGACAAUAAUAUAAAUAAUAUUAAUAAUAUUAAUAAUAAUAAUAAUGAUAUGACAUUAUUAUUGAAUAGCAUGAAUGAUGUAAGGAUGAAUUCUAACGCCUUAUUAAAUAAUACUAAUUUAUUUUUUCAAGGUAAUGGUUAUAAGAAAGACGAAUCAAAUAAUGGAAAUAAAAUGAGCAAGGAUAUGAGUCUCAUAAAUAAUACUCUUAUGGGUGUUGAAAUGAAGAAAAAUGAUAAUAUGAAUAAUAAUAGCAACAAUAAUAAUAACAAUAAUAAUAAUAAUAAUAAUAAUAAUAAUAAUAAUAAUAAUAAUUUUGUUGGAGGUAGAGAUUUGAAGGAUAUAAAAACUCUUAAUAAAUUAUUAUUGUUGAAUAAUAAUAACUUGAAUAGUAUAAAAGGAGGGGUCUUAAAUGAAAAGCAGUUAUUAAAUUAUAUAAAUAGUAAUAAUAAUAAUAAUAAUAAUAGUAGUAGUAGUAGUAUGAGUGGAAUACCAUCUGUGAACUCUAAUAUUGAUUCAAACCUUUUGUCCUUUCUAAAUAUGACAAAAAAUAACAACAACAAUAAUAAUAAUAACAACAAUAAUAAUAAUAGUAGUAGUAAUAAUGCUGCUUCUGGAAUUAGUUGUAGUGGUAUUAAUAAUAAAAAUCUUAUGAUAAAUAAUCAGAAUCUUAAAAAUAACAACCACAAUAAUAAUAAUAAUGAUAAAUUCAAAGGAAAUCCUUUUAGUGAUUUUAAUGGAAUGGUAACUUCUAAUAAUAUUAAAAAAAUUUUAAACAAUGAAAAUAAUAAUAACAAUAAUUUAUAUAUGAUGAGUAAUAAUAAUAAUAAGACACCUUUAAAUGAUAUGAAUGUGAAAUAUGUAGAAGCAUUGAAUAAUCAAUUUAAUUUCUUAUCAAGAGACAGUAGAAAGAUGGAAACAGAAAAUAAUGCAAUUAACAUAUUAAACUUUUCCAACGAUCUAGAAAAAAAAAAUAAUAAUGCCAUGGUAGAUAUAUGUGAAAAGACCAACAACAAAAAGAUAUAA
Plasmodium adleri (nom. inval.) is the source of this 6531-nucleotide messenger RNA. RefSeq names its product conserved Plasmodium protein, unknown function. The coding region runs from base 1 to 6531 and encodes 2176 amino acids. The record is from RefSeq and is a predicted model, not a curated record. Lineage: Eukaryota; Apicomplexa; Aconoidasida; Haemosporida; Plasmodiidae. The transcript has a single exon.